UGCUCGCCGCACCCGCGUCCUCGCCGUCCUCCCCGGCCGCCCGCGGGGGCUUUGUUGUGGCCCGGCCUCCGCGGACCGCCGCCUGGUGAAGUCGCUCUUCGCCGCCGCACCUAGCGGGCAGGAGGGCGCGCGUGUGCCCGGGAGUGCGCGCCUGUGCGCGCCGGUGUGUGCAGGACCUGACCCGCGGGCCCAUUGUGCGUCCGCCCGCGGCGCCCGGGAACAUGUGGGUGAACCCCGAAGAGGUGCUGCUGGCCAACGCGCUGUGGAUCACGGAGAGGGCCAACCCCUACUUCAUCCUGCAGCGGAGGAAGGGGCACGCGGGCGAUGGAGGCGGCGGCGGCGGACUAGCGGGCCUUCUCGUGGGUACCCUUGAUGUCGUGCUGGACUCCAGUGCCCGGGUGGCUCCUUACCGAAUCCUGUACCAGACUCCUGACUCUUUGGUCUAUUGGACCAUCGCCUGUGGUGGUUCCAGAAAAGAAAUCACCGAACACUGGGAAUGGCUUGAGCAGAAUCUGCUGCAGACACUCUCCAUCUUUGAAAACGAGAAUGAUAUCACCACAUUUGUGAGAGGAAAAAUACAGGGCAUCAUUGCAGAGUAUAACAAGAUCAACGAUGUGAAGGAAGAUGAUGACACGGAGAAGUUUAAAGAAGCCAUCGUGAAAUUCCACAGGCUGUUUGGGAUGCCCGAGGAAGAGAAGCUCGUCAACUAUUAUUCUUGUAGCUACUGGAAGGGGAAGGUUCCCCGUCAGGGUUGGAUGUACCUCAGUAUUAACCACCUUUGCUUUUACUCUUUCCUUAUGGGAAGGGAAGCCAAGCUGGUAAUCCGGUGGGUGGACAUCACACAGCUUGAGAAGAAUGCCACACUGCUUCUCCCUGAUGUGAUCAAAGUGAGCACGAGGUCCAGCGAACAUUUCUUCUCUGUAUUUCUCAACAUCAAUGAGACUUUCAAGUUAAUGGAGCAGCUCGCCAACAUAGCCAUGAGGCAACUUUUAGACAACGAGGGAUUUGAACAAGAUAGAUCCCUGCCCAAACUGAAAAAGAAGUCUCCUAAAAAAGUGUCGGCUCUAAAACGCGAUCUUGAUGCCAGGGCAAAGAGUGAGAGAUACCGUGCACUUUUCCGACUGCCGAAAGAUGAAAAAUUAGACGGCCACACAGACUGCACCCUCUGGACUCCAUUCAACAAAAUGCACAUUUUGGGGCAGAUGUUUGUGUCCACAAAUUACAUCUGCUUUACCAGCAAGGAGGAGAACCUGUGUAGCCUCAUCAUCCCACUCCGUGAGGUGACAAUUGUGGAAAAGGCAGACAGCUCCAGCGUACUCCCCAGCCCUUUAUCCAUCAGCACCAGGAACAGGAUGACCUUCCUAUUUGCCAAUUUGAAAGAUAGAGACUUUCUAGUGCAGAGGAUCUCUGAUUUCCUGCAACAGACGACCUCCAAAAUCUACUCGGACAAAGAGUUUGCAGGCAGCUACAACAGUUCAGAUGAUGAGGUGUAUUCUCGGCCCAGCAGCCUUGUCUCCUCCAGCCCUCAGAGAAGCACGAGCUCCGAGGCCGAUGGAGAGCGCCAGUUCAACCUGAACGGCAACAGCGUUCCCACAGCCACGCAGACCCUGAUGACCAUGUAUCGGCGGCGGUCCCCCGAGGAAUUCAACCCGAAGUUGGCCAAAGAGUUUUUGAAGGAGCAAGCUUGGAAGAUUCACUUUGCCGAGUAUGGGCAAGGGAUCUGCAUGUACCGCACAGAAAAGACCCGGGAGCUGGUGUUGAAGGGCAUCCCGGAGAGCAUGCGGGGGGACCUCUGGCUGCUACUGUCAGGUGCAAUCAAUGAGAAGGCCACACACCCUGGGUACUAUGAAGAUCUAGUGGAGAAGUCCAUGGGCAAGUAUAAUCUCGCCACGGAGGAGAUCGAGAGGGAUUUACACCGCUCCCUUCCAGAACAUCCAGCUUUCCAGAAUGAGAUGGGCAUUGCUGCUCUACGGAGAGUCUUAACAGCUUACGCUUUUCGAAAUCCUAAUAUAGGAUAUUGCCAGGCCAUGAAUAUUGUCACAUCAGUGCUGCUGCUUUAUGCCAAAGAGGAGGAAGCUUUCUGGCUGCUAGUGGCUUUGUGUGAACGCAUGCUUCCCGAUUACUACAACACCAGAGUUGUUGGCGCGCUGGUUGACCAGGGUGUCUUCGAGGAACUGGCGCGAGACUAUGUCCCGCAGCUCUACGACUGCAUGCAGGACCUGGGCGUGAUUUCUACCAUCUCCCUGUCUUGGUUCCUCACGCUCUUUCUCAGCGUGAUGCCCUUUGAGAGUGCGGUUGUGGUUGUGGACUGUUUCUUCUAUGAAGGAAUCAAGGUGAUAUUCCAGUUGGCCCUGGCCGUGCUGGAUGCAAAUGUGGACAAACUGUUGAGCUGCAAGGACGACGGGGAGGCCAUGACCGUUUUGGGAAGGUAUUUAGACAGUGUGACCAAUAAAGACAGCACUCUGCCUCCCAUCCCUCACCUCCACUCCCUGCUCAGUGAUGACGUGGAACCCUACCCUGAAGUGGACAUCUUCAGACUCAUCAGAACUUCCUAUGAGAAAUUUGGAACCAUCCGGGCAGACUUGAUUGAGCAGAUGAGAUUCAAACAGAGACUAAAGGUGAUCCAGACACUGGAGGAUACUACGAAACGGAAUGUGGUCCGAACAAUUGUGACAGAAACUUCCUUUACCAUUGAUGAGCUAGAAGAACUUUAUGCUCUUUUCAAGGCAGAGCAUCUAACCAGCUGCUACUGGGGUGGGAGCAGCAAUGCUCUGGACCGGCACGACCCCAGCCUGCCUUACCUGGAACAAUAUCGCAUUGACUUUGAGCAGUUCAAGGGAAUGUUUGCUCUUCUCUUUCCCUGGGCCUGCGGAACUCACUCUGAAGUAUUGGCCUCCCGCCUCUUCCAGUUGUUGGAUGAAAAUGGAGAUUCUCUGAUUAACUUCCGAGAGUUUGUCUCCGGCCUGAGUGCUGCAUGCCAUGGGGACCUCACAGAGAAACUCAAACUCCUGUACAAAAUGCAUGUCUUGCCUGAGCCAUCCUCUGAUCAAGAUGAGCCAGAUUCUGCUUUUGAAGCAACUCAAUAUUUCUUUGAAGACAUCACCCCAGAAUGCACACAUGUGGUGGGGCUGGAUAGCAGGAGGAAACACGGUGCGGAGGAUGGCUUUGUGACAGUGAGUCUGCAGCCAGACAGAGGGAAGAGGGCAAAUUCUCAAGAAAAUCGCAAUUAUCUAAGACUCUGGACUCCGGAAAAUAAAUCCAAAUCAAAGAAUGCAAAGGAUCUACCCAAAUUGAAUCAGGGGCAGUUUAUUGAGCUGUGCAAGACCAUGUAUAACAUGUUCAGCGAAGACCCCAACGAGCAGGAGCUGUACCACGCCACAGCUGCGGUGACCAGCCUCCUCCUGGAGAUCGGGGAAGUCGGCAAGCUCUUUGUCACCCAGCCUGCCAAGGAGGGCGGGAGCGGGGGCAGCGGGCCCUCCUGCAACGCGGCCAUCCCUGGCGCGCUGUUCCCCAAGAAAGGGCCCGGCCAGUCUUACGUGGUGGAGGCUGUUGAGCCCCUCCCAGCCGGCUUGGCGGUGGAGGGUGAGGAACACUCCCUGGGAGGGCAGUUGGAGGACAUCAAGCUGGAGGACUCCUCUCCCCGGGACCACGGGGCCUGCUCCUCCAUGCUGAUUUCCGAUGACGACACCAAGGACGACAGCUCCAUGUCCUCGUACUCGGUGCUGAGUGCCGGCUCCCACGAGGAGGACAAGUUGCACUGUGAGGACAUCGGGGAGGACACCGUCCUGGUGCGCAGCGGCCAGGGCACGGCGGCCCUGCCCCGGAGCACCAGCCUGGACCGGGACUGGGCCAUCACCUUCGAGCAGUUCCUGGCCUCCCUCCUGACUGAGCCGGCCCUGGUGAAGUACUUUGACAAGCCCGUGUGCAUGAUGGCCAGGAUCACCAGUGCAAAAAACAUCCGGAUGAUGGGCAAGCCCCUCACUUCGGCCAGUGACUAUGAGAUCUCCGCCAUGUCAGGCUGACCCCUGCGCCUUCUCUGGGGACCGGGAGGGGAGGGAGGGUUUUUUUUUUAAUGUUCCGUGUUGGGCUUUCUUUCUUCCUUUUAAAUUAAAUAUUUAUUAGUACCCGGCUUGAAGCCUAGUGUUUUCAUAAUAUAAUACAAUGAAAACUGUUGGAGAACUAUUUAAACACCUCGACGUAGGUACAGUACACUGUCUUAGGGGAGGGGAUUGAACAGAAUACAGUUAAUUCAGUGAAUUCCAAAAAAGAUUAAUCUGUCCGUGAUAUGUGUGUAUUUUAACUUCUGAAUCUUGCUGUUGAGCUGUGUACAUGGUUAAAAAAAUAGUGCUGUUUAACGCUAAAUAAGGCAGCAGCCUUUUGUGUCUUUGGGCUUUUUAGAUAAAACUAGAGCCGUCAGGAAAAUGAAAUGCCACAAACACAAAAAUGUUCCUCAAAGGAAAAGGCAUUGUUGGCGGGGGUAAAUCCUAUACCAUUUUAGGUGGAGGGUGCAUUAGAAAUAUUUUUUAAGAUUUGAAAUAUAUUUCAUAAAAGUCCUCUAUUCAGAAAUCAUAUUCAACAGAUGUUUCCUUUCAAGGGGAAAAUAUUUGAGGCUCUAAACAAUUAUGAAUUUUCACAUGAUGCCAGAAUAACACUUCCAGUUGAUCAGUUUGGACCAAUACUGGACCAACUUUGCAUUAAAAAAACUGUUGUGAUUAUUUAAGUCAGCGGGCCAGAAUUCAGGGAAAAUGAACAGUCUUUUGUUACAGAGAAUCUGAAAAUGACAACAAAGAUAACCGAGGGCUCAGGAUUUUUUUUUUUUUUUAAAGAGUAAAAGUACUGAUGCUUCUGAUACUGGAUCUUCAGCUUCUUGUUACUCAUUGCAAAUAAAGCAAAAACUAAAACCGAUAAACUUUACCAUUGCUAUACUGUGCAUAGGUUCAAGAAAUUAAACUACGUAUCUUCUAUGACCAUCUUUCCCGUUAAAUCGAUGUCAAAUAGAGAUCAUGUAAAGUAAAAAACAAAAUCUGCAAGAUAACGUACCUGAAUGUUUUAAAGCAGAACUUGUCACUUUAUUAAAAGAAUAGUAUGCUCUAUCUAUUUCCUGAAUGGAUGUGGAAAUGAAAACUAGCACACCUGCACUUUGGAUUCUUGCUUUUUUUUUUUUUUUUUUUUUUAUUACUCUCACAGUUUUGCCUUUUACAGAUGUUGAAGGUUUUUUCUCCUUAUUGUUGACUUCAUCAUCGCGGUCACAUUUUCUUUGCUGAUUCAGAGUGUCCCUUUCGACACAUUCCUUUAUUAUGCAUUGUGGUUUUUUUUGAGCUGUUGCUGCUGUUUCUUAUUUUGUUUACAGAAUGAUUUUUAAACUGUCAAAUGAAGUAGUGUUAACCUCAAGUAGGACAAAUGUGAACAAAUAAAAUACAUCAGAUAUUCA
Messenger RNA from Lynx canadensis (Canada lynx), 5431 nucleotides. It is a transcript of the gene TBC1D9, whose product is annotated as TBC1 domain family member 9. NCBI's taxonomy places the organism in Eukaryota, Metazoa, Chordata, Mammalia, Carnivora, Felidae. The transcript has 21 exons. Gene Ontology annotation, molecular function: calcium ion binding. The coding region runs from base 222 to 4022 and encodes 1266 amino acids. The record is from RefSeq and is a predicted model, not a curated record.